GUGAAUAAACAAUGUUUUUCUUCAGACAUUAUUUCUUGUUUGUGCAGGAAGGUUCAAUAAAAAAGGUUCUUUAUAUUUCCUUUGCUUCUAAGCCCUUGCAACAAGCAUUCAGUUGUUGAAAGAACAGAUUAAUCUGUAGUGUGGGAAGCUGAAACAGGAAUCAUGAAGCUGGAGGUGCCAGAAACAUUUAAAGAUGUUGCUAUUGAGUUUUCAACAGAAGAAUGGAAGAUUCUGAGUAAACAGGAGAAACAGCUUCACAGAGAGGUGAUGGUGCAGAACUACCAGCACAUGGUUUCAAUAGGUUAUAACAUCCCACUAGAGCAUCUUCUGUUUCUGAUUAACAAAGAUGAUGAGGUUCCAUCAGGAGCUACAGAAGGAGGAGGGAUUGUUCCAGAAGUCACUUCCUGAUGCCACCUUCAGCAUUGACAGGAAUACAAAAUGCCGUGGAAAGUUUCAUCAGUCAUCACUUGGAAAAGGUAAAUAUUUUGACUGUGAAAAGGCCUUUUCUGACGGAGGAUACUUCACAGUACAUGACUUUAUUCAUCCUGAAAUCAGAAACAAUAAAUUUGGGAAGAGUGACAAGGAAUGUAACCAAAAAACUGAAUCAGAAGUAGUACUGGAAGGGUGCCAAGUAGAUAAGCAGUGCAAGCAGAUGGUAUACAGAAGGAAUUCUACUUUUUAUAGUAGCACCAUACAUAGUGAAUUAACUCACAAUGAGAAAAUACAAAAAACAAACACAAAAAAAACUGUUGUAGAAGAACCAUAUAAAUGUGCCACACGUGACAAAGGGCUUACACAGAUGCACAACCUCGUAGCACAUCAGAAUGGCAUCUGUGCAUAUCAUAGUACUAACAAACCAAAGCAAAUUAGUGAAAUUAAACAAAGGCAGAAACUCCACAAGUGCACCACAUGUGAUAAGGGUUUUGCAAGGAAGGAUACUUUGGUGCAGCAUGAGAUUAUCCACACUGGACAGAAACUUCAUAAAUGUGCCACGUGUGGUAAGAGUUUUACACAGAAAGGCUACCUGGUAAAGCAUCAGAAUAUCCACACCAGGCAGAAUCUGUAUCAAUGUACUACUUGUGACAAGAGUUUUAUAUGGAAGCAGCAACUAGUAGUACACCAGACUGUCCACAGUGAACAGAAACCACAUAAAUGUGCCACAUGUGACAAGAGUUUUGCUCAGAAGUAUCAGCUGAUAAUGCAUCAGAAUGUGCAUACGGGAGAGAAGCCUUAUAAAUGCACCACAUGUGGCAGGAGUUUUACUCAGAAGAACUACCUAGUAAAGCAUGAAAACAUCCACACUAGGCAGAAAAUGCAUAAAUGUGUCACGUGCAACAAGGAGUUUACACGGAAGGAAUACCUGGUAAUGCAUCAGAAUAUUCACACUGGGCACAAACCCUAUAAAUGCACAAUGUGUGACAAGAGUUUUACAAGGAAGGAUAAUUUGGUACUUCAUCAAAGUAUCCACACUGGUCAGAACCUAAAAGAAAGGCAGAAACGUCAUAAAUGUCUCACUUGUGGUAAUAGUUUUGCACGGAAAAGCUACCUAUUAAAGCAUGAAAAUAUCCACACUGGGCAGAAUCUGCACAAAUGUACCAUUUGCAGUAGGAGUUUUAUACAGAAGGAGCACUUGAUGGCGCAUCAGAAUGUCCACACUGGACAGAAGCUGCACAAAUGUACUAUAUGUGACAAGAGUUACGCACUGAAGCAUCAUCUGAUAAUCCAUCUGAAUGUGCACAGGGGGGAGAAGCCUUAUAAAUGCACCACAUGUGGCAAGAGCUUUACACGUAAGGACCACUUAGUAAAACAUGAGAAUAUUCACACUAGAGAGAAACUAUACAAAUGUGCCACAUGUGACAAGGGUUAUACUCAAAAGCAUAAGCUGAUAAUGCAUCAAAAUGUGCACACUGGGCAUAAACCUUAUAAAUGCACUACAUGUGGCAGGAGUUUUACAUGUAAGGACUACUUAAUAAAACAUGAAAAUAUCCACACUAGACAGAAACUAUACAAAUGUGCCACGUGUGACAAGUGUUUUACACGGAAGGAAUACCUGGUAAUGCAUCAGAAUGUCCACACAGGGCAAAAACCCUAUAAAUGUACCAUAUGUGACAAGCAUUUUACAAGGAAGCGUUAUUUAAUACAGCACCAAAAUAUCCACACUGGUUUUGCAGUACAGGACUAGAAACCAUCUUGUUGCAGGUUGCGAUACGCUCAUGGCUUAAGGUUUGUAUACUGAAAGAUAUAACAAUGCGGCAAAGUCAUUACACUGGAGACUUUGCAAAAAUUCCAACACAGAGACAGCUGACAGACAUUAGAAAUGUAAACCACAAAGGAUUGUUGAAAAUGAUGAAGCAAUGAUUAUGUGGGAUCACCCCCUACCAGCAGCUGACAAACAUUGAAAAUGUAAACCACAAAGGAUUGUUGAAAAUGAUGAAGCAGUGAUUCCCCCCAUACCAGCAGCUAAGAAGGUAGAAGCAAACAAACCGGAUGUUGUCGUUCAAAAGAAAAAGACAGAAAUAGCUGUAAUUAUUGAAAUUGGUACACCCAGUCAUCACAGUGUCUUCUGAACAGAAGGAUAUAAAUUUGUAAAAUAUCAGGACUUACAUAUUGAAACUAGAGCAAUGUGGAAUAAGGAUACACAGAUAGUUCCAGUUGUAGGAGCAAUUGGGUUAAUAAAAAAGAAUCUUCAACACAUCUAAAUAUGCUGCCAAUAAAAGUAUUUCCUUAUGAACUGCAAAAAGGCAGUUCUGGGUAGCUUGUGGUUGAUGUUAAAUGUUAAAGACUGAAGCAAAACUGAUUUCAUGAAAUUUAAUUGUGCCCCGAGUUAGGAAUGGGGUCCAUUCCCAUCAAGGUAUGUAAAAACCUGUGCUUUUGGAGAAUAAACAGUCAGAAACUUUAUAGCUGCGCCACCUAUGCUAAAAACUUUACACAGAAAGGCCAUGAGAAUAUCCACAGCAGGCAGAAUCUGUAUAAAAGUACCACUGUUGACAAUAACUUUAUAUGGCAGAAACACUUGGUGAUGCAUAAGAUUGUCUGCACUGGGCAGUAGGCUAUAAAGAUAAUAAAAUCUACUGUUAAACAAAGCCGUACUAGACAGCUCUCAAGUGGGAGGAAUCUUGGGUACAGAAAGACUAAAAAAGCAUUUGUCGACAUCCCACUUUCAUGGAUUAUGUAUACAUGUACACCGUGCGCUGACCAAUUAUGUAGCAGUCACUAUAAAACUGAGGCAGACCAUUUUUAACCGAGUCUUGGAAAAGGACAAAUUAUUAUCCUGGAGAUAAAAAUCCAAAGGGGGAUGUUCAAGAGAGAUUCUUUGUCACCAGUGCUGAUUUGUCUUGCACUUAACUUGUUAAGCUGUUUAAAGACUAGAAUAGACUGAUGGUUACAGCUUAACUUCCAGAUACGAACCUUGCUAAAUGAUAUAUCAUCUCCUCUUUCUGGAUGAUUUAAAACUAUAUAGCUCAUCAGAAGCAUCUGAAAGUACAACUACAGAUGGUUAAAAUCAGAUGAUGUACAAAUGAUAUUUGGCCUUGAAAAAUGUUCAUAAGCAACAUUUAUAGCAAAAAAAAAAAUGAAACACCAAGAAAAAUAAAGCUGAUACUGAAAACUGCCUAGACAUCUGUAAAUAAAGUUAAGGCUUUUGUUCUA
Protopterus annectens (West African lungfish) is the source of this 3648-nucleotide messenger RNA. RefSeq names its product gastrula zinc finger protein XlCGF57.1-like. The record is from RefSeq and is a predicted model, not a curated record. NCBI's taxonomy places the organism in Eukaryota, Metazoa, Chordata, Ceratodontiformes, Protopteridae. The transcript is spliced from 4 exons. Gene Ontology annotation, cellular component: nucleus. Gene Ontology annotation, molecular function: RNA polymerase II transcription regulatory region sequence-specific DNA binding; DNA-binding transcription factor activity, RNA polymerase II-specific. The coding region runs from base 347 to 2182 and encodes 611 amino acids. Gene Ontology annotation, biological process: regulation of transcription by RNA polymerase II.